AAUGCUUCAUCACCUUUCCUCUGGGAAGCCCUACCUGGCAGCCCUGAGACACCCAGGACAGCUCAAUCAGGCUGUGGGCAGUUUCUGCUGCUCAGGGUGGGACAGGAGUCAACCAGACACAAACAGGCACUCCACGAGUCAGGGCAGAUCUCUCUCCCUUCCCAGCUGCACUGCACGGACUGAUUUCUGGCUUCCAGCAAUCGAGGAAAUGGAUCUCUUUGCAUUCUCCGAGGGGCAUCAAUAGAAGUUUUACAAUGAUUGCCAUGGACAUAGCUGCAUCUCUUGAUGUAGCAAAUAUAACUGACCCACUCUUGAGUUACGACAUAGCUGUCCUUGGGAACUGCACAGACAACGUGGAGGAACUCAAAAGAUCCUACCUGCCGCCGCUAUAUGGCUUGAUCUUUGUGGUGGCCUUUCCGGGCAACAUCAUUGCCAUCUCUGUGUACGCUUUCAAGAUGAGACCCUGGAAGAGCAGCACCAUCAUUAUGUUCAAUGUCGCCCUCACAGAUUUAUUGUACUUAACGAGCCUUCCUUUCCUGAUUCACUACUAUGCCAACGGAGAGCACUGGGUCUUCGGACACUUCAUGUGCAAGUUCAUCCGCUUUGGUUUCCAUUUCAACCUCUACAGCAGCAUCCUCUUUCUAACGUGCUUCAGCGUCUUCCGAUACUUAGCGGUCGUCCACCCCAUAAGGACUUUUCACUAUCGGAAGAGGUCAUGGACCAUCGUGGCCUGUGUCGUGGCUUGGGCCGUCUCACUGGCCGUCGUGACGCCCGUCAACUUUUUGAUUACUUCCACGGAUCAAGAGAACAGAUUCGCUUGCCUUGACCUUACCAGUUCCCACAACCUGGAUGUUAUUCGAUGGUAUAACUGGCUUUUAACGGGCUUGAUUUUCUAUGUGCCUUUAAUAACAGUGACCAUUUGCUACGCCCUGGUCAUCUACGCUUUGGCGACGGGCCCACACACUCAAAACCCUUAUAAACAGAAGGCUCGUAAACUUGCCUUUCUCCUUCUGGUGGUCUUUUAUGUGUGUUUUCUGCCCUUCCAUGUUUUUAGGAUCACCCGGAUUGAAUUAAGGCUGUAUCCAGUCAGCUGUGAGGUUGAACACCAAAUCCACGCCAUCUACAUUAUUUGUAGACCCCUGGCUGCCCUGAACACGUGUGCCAACCUGUUGCUUUAUGCCAUCAUCAGUGAUAAUUUCCAGCAGGCUAUUCAGUCUCUUGCAAGAUGUGGGUUUAGCAACUACCUGCAACAAACAGGGAGUAACAGUGAACUGAACAAAUCUGGGAUAUUUAAAUUAUGA
This is a messenger RNA of Heteronotia binoei (common prickly gecko), 1301 nucleotides long. RefSeq names its product 2-oxoglutarate receptor 1-like. The coding region runs from base 255 to 1301 and encodes 348 amino acids. Lineage: Eukaryota; Metazoa; Chordata; Lepidosauria; Squamata; Gekkonidae. The record is from RefSeq and is a predicted model, not a curated record. Gene Ontology annotation, biological process: G protein-coupled receptor signaling pathway. Gene Ontology annotation, molecular function: G protein-coupled receptor activity. The transcript has 2 exons. Gene Ontology annotation, cellular component: plasma membrane.